UUUCUGGGCUAUAAAAAGAACAAGUCAACUGCCUAAUGUUCUUAUAACAAAUUGCAAAAACAUAUAAGUAUUCAAGAGUUUUCAACUCAGGAGCAAGUACCCCUCAAAAAUUAAAAAUCAGAGCAGUGGUUCUCUAACUCAGCUGUUUAUCAGAAUCACCAGAGGGGCUUUAAAAAAUCUCAAAUGUCCAUGCCACUCCCCAGACCAAUUAAAUCAGAACUCCUGGGGAUGGAUGCAGGCACUGACAUUAAAGUCUCUGGGUUACCCCAAAUUUGAGAAGCACUAAUGCAGUGCACGCUUUGUACACACAUGCUCCUCCUCAACCCCGAAUGGACAGCAGAAUCACCAGAGAAGCUUUUAAAUACUACUGUCCUCUCCAACACCCCAAGGCAGACUGUUAUUUUUAAUGGAAAAAACGUUGGUGUUUUUUUAAACUCCCACAUGACUUUUAUGUUAGCCAGAAUUGGAAAGGACCACAUCACACUAAGACAGUACACAUUUGGCUCUAAUUAAGCAACCAUCACAGACCCAAAACCUCUCCCAAUGAAUCAUUUCUCUGCCAGUAAAGAACACCUAUACUGGGGAGAGGGGAAUUCCACUAAAACUAAACAAUAUUUAGGUUGAAAGCUGGGCUUUCUUACUUUAAGUGUAAUAACUUUAACUUUUUAUUUUAAUGUCUUUAUUCCUGUUUCAGCUUUGUUAGUUUUUUGAACUAGAGCUGAAUGGGAUGAGAAAAUAGAAAUGAUCUUAUGUGCCGGAUGACCAUUCAAUGUUUCUGUGACUCAGUAGAAAGUCCUAACAACGGUGGUUACAUUGGACACUGUAUGAUAGAGGAACAAAGUCUGAAAAAGUUUGGCCCAGAAAUAAAAAAGAAUUGUGUUCACGGAUACAAUUCAGGAAUGGUUCUAGAACUGAACUCAAGGGUCAUAAAGAGACUCAAUCCCACCAAUCCUGUAACAAGUCUCCCCUGAGCCCUUACGUCCUCACUCUUAACGAUUUUCUCAUGGGAAACAUAACCAAGAGAGGCAGCAGGGGACUGGAGGGGGACGGUGCUCUGUCCCUGGUGGAAGGCCCACGCACAGAGCUGCACACUGAGCUCUACGCAGCCAUCAUGAGGGAAGACUGCACCGUGAUCCAGGUGCUCCUGAGCAGCCACCCCAUCAACCAGCCUGUGACUGUUCUAGCCAACUCCACCAGCCACAGAUUCCUAUCGACCCAGACACAGCCCAUCAUGCCCAUUCAUCUGGCUGCCAAAUACUGCAAGGCACAAAGCCUGCUUUGUUUAUUAGAACAUGGUGCUGACCCAGAAAUAAGGGACUCAAGGGGCUUUACCACCCUUCACCUGAUGCUACUGCACUGGCCCAUCACUUCUACCAUGUGGACAAAGCUGGGGAACAGAACCCAAAGGACUCUGACAGACACUCAGAAAGACGCGGUCAGGUGCCUCCUCAUUUUGUGUGAGCAUGGAGCUCACGUGAACGCUCGGGUGGACGACAGUAACGAAUAUUCGCCCCUCCACCUGGCCGUAGCACAUGGGAUCUCUCCGGUGCUCUCCAUUCUAGCCCAGAAGGGUGCCCAGGUCAAUGCUACAAAUGAAUCCAGCAUGACUCCCCUCCACAUGGCUGCAGAGCUACUGAACCAGGAGAUGACGGAAAUGCUAAUUGCCUGCGGAGCAAACGUUAACUGUGCUGUCUCUUGUACAGGGAGCACGGCCCUGAAGCUGGCGGUGUGCACCGCAUCCAGCAAAGCAGGCCGACUGCUGGCAGCGGGGGUGAGCUGCAUCCGUUCGCUGCUGACUCACGGAGCCACAGUAAAUGCCCAGGACCAUGAAGGUCAAACAGCUAUCCACGAGGCUUGUUUUGGAGGCAGAGAGGCAAUAAUAAAUCUCCUGCUCGAAUAUGAAGCAAAUGUUAACAUAUUAACAAGAAAUGGGGAAUCUCCGAUAUAUAUGUACCUCCAGCACAGUUCCAAUUUAAGAGACAGGGUACUUCUUACCAAGCUACUCUAUUGCUCUUAUCCUCUGAGGCUGACCAAUAACCAAGGGGCUCUACCUGCAGGAAUCAUGCUACCAGAAUUCCACCUGUUAAGGGAAACCCUCAUAAAGUUAUCUCAAAAACCAUUAUCCCUAGAGGAUAUCUGUAAAAGAGUCAUCAGAAAUAUUUAUGGUGAGAAACACAAACAUCACUUGAAGCAACUUCUCCCAGUGAAGAUGUGGAAUUCCAUAUACAGUCAUGACUCAGCUUACCUCCUGAAAUAGAUCUCCAAACUCCACAGGCCAGAGAAUUUCACACACUCAAAUCACAUUUUUUUGGCUAGACACAUACCCAGAAAAUAUUUAACUCAUCAUCUUCUACAUCCCAAAUGAACAAAUUACUGGUUCUUAAACUUCUGUCAAAAAAUAAAAUGACUUGCACAUUAA
Molecule: messenger RNA, 2419 nt
Organism: Manis javanica (Malayan pangolin)
Lineage: Eukaryota; Metazoa; Chordata; Mammalia; Pholidota; Manidae
Source: RefSeq, a predicted model, not a curated record